This is a messenger RNA of Orbicella faveolata, 4997 nucleotides long. Its product is annotated as cullin-4A-like. Gene Ontology annotation, biological process: ubiquitin-dependent protein catabolic process. The record is from RefSeq and is a predicted model, not a curated record. NCBI's taxonomy places the organism in Eukaryota, Metazoa, Cnidaria, Anthozoa, Scleractinia, Merulinidae. Gene Ontology annotation, cellular component: cullin-RING ubiquitin ligase complex. Gene Ontology annotation, molecular function: ubiquitin protein ligase binding.
CCAGACCUCCAGCCCUCCAGCAAAGCAGGCAUGAGCUUUGAUAUUUUCGAGCAAUUCUUAUCAAAGUUCUCUCAUAAUUUCACUAUUUACUUCACUUUGGGGCCUCGCUGGGCCCAGAAAGGAAUGAAUGCUGCCAACAACGAAGGAUGCUGACCUGUCUCAGGGGUCAAACGUGCACGAAAGAGAAACAAACGUGGCGGAAAACGGUGUUCCAAGGAAAAAACGACGAUUGAGUAACAACGUCAAGAACGGAACGUGUAAGACAUCUCCCGAUCCUCUGCAGAGUGAGUUGAAUUUUCAUCCUCACAAGAAACAAAAGACAGUGCUUCCUGCGGAAGGCGUCGAAAACGCGGAUUCCUCGAUGGCCGAGCCGCAAAGAAAGGCAAAUUUCUCUGCCUACGGAAAUCAUUUUCAUGAGCGCUCUCCUCUGGCGAAUAAUUCUGCCAAGCCGGGCCAGGCUAAGAAGCUCGUUAUAAAAAACUUUAAAGCCAAGCCACAUCUACCAGAAAACUUCAAGGAGGCAACAUGGCAGAAAUUAAAAGAAGCUGUCCAGGCAAUUCACAAAAAGACAUUUGUCAUUUACAGUUCUGAAGAACUUUAUAAGGCUGUUGAAAACAUGUGCUCACAUAAAAUGGCUGCAACAUUGUACGACUUGCUGAAAACAGAGUGUGAAUCUCACGUGAAGUCAAAUCUUCAGCAGUUUGUUUGUGAUGCCAUGGACAGUGAAUUAUACCUGGGAAAACUUAACCACUGUUGGGAAGAUCAUUGCAGAGAUAUGAUUAUGAUAAGAAGCAUUUUCCUCUAUCUUGAUAGAACAUAUGUUCUUCAGAACUCUACAAUAUUGUCCCUAUGGGAUAUGAGCCUGAAUUUGUUCCGUAGACACAUUCUGAGUAAUCCAACAGUUCAAAGCAGAACAGUAGAUGGAUUACUGCAGUUGAUAGAAAAUGAAAGACAUGGCGAGGCAGUAGACAGAACGUUACUCAAAAGUUUGUUAAGAAUGUUAGCCGACUUGCAGAUGUAUGAGGAUGCCUUUGAAACAAAGUUCCUGAAAGCAACUGAAGCUCUUUAUCAUGAAGAAGGAAACAGAUAUAUGCAGGAAACAGAUGUACCCAAAUAUCUUGCACAUGUGGACAGAAGAUUAAAAGAAGAAAAUGACAGACUGCUUCACUAUUUAGAUCAAUCCACAAGAAAACCUCUUAUCCCUUGUGUUGAGAAGCAACUUUUAGGACAGCACUUAAGCAGCAUUCUUCAGAAAGGUUUUGACAGCUUGAUGAUAAGUUACAGACUCAGUGACCUGGCACUUCUUUAUCAGUUGUUCAGUAGAGUCAAGAGAGGCCAAGACGAACUGUGUGCUGCUUUCAAUGAAUACAUCAAGAAACAAGGCACUAGUAUUGUCUUGGACCCUGAAAAGGACAAGAGCAUGGUACAGGAUCUGUUGGAUUUCAAAGAACAGCUGGACAGCAUCAUAGAGGAUGCUUUUAUGCGAAGUGAAAAGUUUGUGAAUUCAAUGAAGGAUGCCUUUGAAGCAUUUAUCAACAAAAGACCAAACAAGCCAGCGGAACUGAUAGCAAAAUUUGUUGAUUCCAAGCUAAGAGCAGGAAACAAGGAAGCAACUGAAGAGGAACUUGAAAAGCUUUUAGACAGAAUAAUGGUGCUCUUCAGAUUUAUACAUGGUAAAGAUGUGUUUGAGGCAUUCUACAAGAAAGACCUGGCCAAGAGACUGUUAGUUGGCAAGAGUGCUUCAGUUGAUGCAGAGAAGUCAAUGCUGUCCAAACUAAAACAAGAAUGUGGUGCAGCUUUCACUAGCAAGCUUGAAGGAAUGUUUAAAGACAUGGAGCUUUCUAAGGACGUGCUUCUUCACUUCAAACAGUACCUACAGCACCAGGACCUUCCAGGCAGUGUGGACAUGGUAGUAAGCAUCUUGACAAUGGGCUACUGGCCUACCUACACUCCAGUGGAGGUGCAUCUGCCGUCUGAGAUGGUUCAAUACCAAGAAUCAUUCAAGACAUUCUACAUUGGAAAACAUGGCGGUAGAAAACUUCAGUGGCAGAAUACGUUGGGACACUGUGUAGUCAAGGCUGACUUCGGCCCUACCGCGGAGGAGAAGAAGGAGCUUCAAGUGUCAUUGUUUCAAACCUUGGUGCUGUUAAUGUUCAAUGAAGGAGAGAGAUUUGUUCUGGACGAGAUCAAGCAAGCCACGGGAAUAGAGGAUGGCGAACUAAGACGAACACUACAGUCCCUUGCUUGUGGUAAAGCGCGUGUUCUCAUCAAGAAACCCAAGGGCCGUGAUGUAAAUGACGGCGAUCAAUUCUUCUUCAACAACGAGUUUAAACAUAAACUCUGUCGAAUCAAAAUCAAUCAGAUACAGAUGAAAGAAACGCAAGAGGAAAACGUCAACACAACAGAACGAGUGUUCCAAGAUCGACAGUAUCAAGUGAGUGGAUUUUCGUUGCUAUUUUUGUACUUUUUCCUCUCUUUUGGAUGGUGGUGUCUGGGUCAGUGUUUGAUACAUUGCAUGAAGCUGUGGUGUGUUCCUAUUGAUCUUUCUGAAUUCUAUCCUUCACCUCUGACAGCAAAAUUUGUUGAUUCCAAGCUAAGAGCAGGAAACAAGGAAGCAACUGAAGAGGAACUUGAAAAGCUUUUAGACAGAAUAAUGGUGCUCUUCAGAUUUAUACAUGGUAAAGAUGUGUUUGAGGCAUUCUACAAGAAAGACCUGGCCAAGAGACUGUUAGUUGGCAAGAGUGCUUCAGUUGAUGCAGAGAAGUCAAUGCUGUCCAAACUAAAACAAGAAUGUGGUGCAGCUUUCACUAGCAAGCUUGAAGGAAUGUUUAAAGACAUGGAGCUUUCUAAGGACGUGCUUCUUCACUUCAAACAGUACCUACAGCACCAGGACCUUCCAGGCAGUGUGGACAUGGUAGUAAGCAUCUUGACAAUGGGCUACUGGCCUACCUACACUCCAGUGGAGGUGCAUCUGCCGUCUGAGAUGGUUCAAUACCAAGAAUCAUUCAAGACAUUCUACAUUGGAAAACAUGGCGGUAGAAAACUUCAGUGGCAGAAUACGUUGGGACACUGUGUAGUCAAGGCUGACUUCGGCCCUACCGCGGAGGAGAAGAAGGAGCUUCAAGUGUCAUUGUUUCAAACCUUGGUGCUGUUAAUGUUCAAUGAAGGAGAGAGAUUUGUUCUGGACGAGAUCAAGCAAGCCACGGGAAUAGAGGAUGGCGAACUAAGACGAACACUACAGUCCCUUGCUUGUGGUAAAGCGCGUGUUCUCAUCAAGAAACCCAAGGGCCGUGAUGUAAAUGACGGCGAUCAAUUCUUCUUCAACAACGAGUUUAAACAUAAACUCUGUCGAAUCAAAAUCAAUCAGAUACAGAUGAAAGAAACGCAAGAGGAAAACGUCAACACAACAGAACGAGUGUUCCAAGAUCGACAGUAUCAAAUUGACGCAGCUAUUGUUCGUAUCAUGAAGACCCGUAAGACGCUCAGUCACACGCUCCUCGUGACUGAGUUGUUUAAUCAACUCAAGUUUCCUGUUAAGCCUACAGAUCUCAAGAAACGCAUCGAAAGCCUGAUAGAGCGCGACUACAUGGAAAGAGACAAGGAGUUCCCCAACCAGUACCACUAUGUGGCGUGACACUACAGCCAGCCGUCACGCGCGCUGCGUUACUUCAGACACCCAUGUUAAUGUCCAUAUGAUUAUGGUUAGAUGCUGAUACUCGUCAUACAACAGCACUUUCAGUUUUCUGUGGUUGGACUGGCGCGGAAAUCUGUCUUGUCGUCUACUGCCAAACAGUUGCCUAGUACUCUGCAGAGUGAAAUCCAAAGGCUAUCAACAUGUUACUUCUCCUAACCGACUGUCAGGGAUUCUCUGAGCGCUAGUUUUGAGAAAUUAAGGGUACAUUAAGACUAUCCCUUAAAAGAUAAUUUGUAAUUGUAAGGACAAAAUAGAUGUUGAGAUGUAAACCAGAACGGGGGAAUCGCGAACAAGGUGAUAGAAUAGAGGUCACGCGUUUGCACGCGCGUGUUAGCGCUUCGCGUCUCGCGCGUCUCGCGCGUCUAGUGUUAUUGUACAUGAAAACGGGUCUGCGGAGGCUUAUCCUUACAGCUUGCAAAGGACAAACUAUGUUAAGCUUGACGUGUUUGGUGUAACACACACUUCUUUAGUUUGCAUGUGAACUGUUUUGAAACUUAAUUUGUCUUGCUUACAGAAAGAGUGUUUUCUUUCUCAAAGUUCGUCAGCCUGAUCUACUGAGACAGCUUUAUUUUGCCAAACACAGUAAGCAAAACCGAAUGACACCCUAAAACAUUUGCCUCUAACUUGGCAGGAGCCUGUGUGUGUCCCAUUUAGCUUUCUGUAAACAAAGAAACUGUAACGCUGAACUAGUGGUAACGGCCAAGUGUAGUUUCGUGACGCGUGACCUUUCAGAGAGGGUGUAUGUUGUUUUGGUGUUAUUGGUACCGAGGUAACGCAAGGUGUUAAUGACAAUAAUCUUUAGAGAAUAGCCAUGUGGUUGGCAACCAACACUCUCCACGUUGGCGACGGCGGAAAAAAGUCUUCCCUACUAUUAUCGUGACUUCUGUCGUUCCGGGACGAUACCGGAUGUGAAAAGCUCACUUUCUGUCACAAACGCGAGUGCAAUACGACCGUUGCCCUUCAAUUGAGCCUGCAGUCAUAGUCAAGCGUUCAGUUGUGCAAGAAAGACAUGCAAACGAGGCAUUGGGUCACCGGCAUGACUCAACCGCCUCGUUUACAUGUUGUUUUGACUGUAAACCGCUCAGCGCUGUAGUUAGCGCCCUCAGUUCUACCAAAGGACCUCCUUUUUGUACAAAGGUAUUUUCAGGUUGUCUAGGACUCAUCGAGUAAAGUCAUUUGACCAGUGACCCGGUGUAUUUUAUGUUCUUAUAGCUUUGUGUAUAUUUUGACCUUUUUUUGCUUCGCCUAAUCGGAGUAAUUAAAUAGCUUGUUAAUAAAAUACCCAAUAGUUUUAGCAACCUUG